Messenger RNA from Salvia miltiorrhiza (redroot sage), 1472 nucleotides. Its product is annotated as protein THYLAKOID ASSEMBLY 8-like, chloroplastic. The transcript is spliced from 3 exons. The record is from RefSeq and is a predicted model, not a curated record. Gene Ontology annotation, molecular function: protein binding. The coding region runs from base 256 to 1047 and encodes 263 amino acids. Lineage: Eukaryota; Viridiplantae; Streptophyta; Magnoliopsida; Lamiales; Lamiaceae.
UAUCUUAAAAUUCUUUGAAAAUUUCUCCUAAAAUCUCAUUAAAGUUAAAAUCGGGUAUUACAUAUGAAGACUUUGCCUUCCGAAAAAUUAAAGGGCGACGACAAACGGAGAUGUGGGCAUCUCUUAAAACAUUUUUUCAAGGUUAAAAUUUAACUUUCAUUUUAUAAAUCGUAGAAUUAACGAUCGGUUAAAACCCCAAUUCUUGUCCUUCUCUUAAACCCUUCCUUCUCCCGUAGCCUCCACUCCCGCCGGAGAAUGCAAUUCGCCGGCAUAUUGUCAAGAUCCAGCGCGCGAUGUAUCGCUGCCGCAUCCCUAUUAGCCAAUCACUUGUUAUUAUCGAAAUCCCUCCGCAGCUCCAUAACCCCUCUUCUAUUUUCUCCAUCGCCACUACAAUCAACCAUCAGCAAUGGAUUUCGGCCGAAAUGGGGCUGCGACCGGGCCUACCACGACGGCAGGCCGAGAGGCCCGUUGUGGAGAGGGAAGAAGCUCAUCGGGAAGGAGGCGCUCUUCGUUAUCUUAGGCAUGAAGCGAUUCAAAGACGAAAACGAAAAGCUCGAUAAAUUCAUCAAGACGCACGUACUCAGGCUUCUCAAAAUGGAUAUGGUUGCCGUUCUUACUGAGCUCGAGCGCCAAGGGGAGGUAUCUCUCGCCGUCAAGAUGUUUAAGGUGAUUAAAAAACAAGUCUGGUACAAACCUGAUGUUUACCUUUAUAAGGAUUUGAUUGUUGCAUUGGCUAGACGGAAAAAGAUGGAUGAUGCAAUGGAUUUGUGGCAAAGUAUGAGACAGGAAGAUCUAUUUCCCGACUCUCAAACUUACACGGAAGUUAUUCGUGGUUUCUUACAGUAUGGUUCUCCUGCCGACGCCAUGAAUAUCUAUGAGGAUAUGAAAAAGUCUCCAGAUCUUCCCGAGCAAUUGCCAUUUAGGAUAUUAUUGAAGGGGCUACUUCCGCAUCCCUUGUUGAGGAACAAGGUCAAGCAAGAUUUUGAGGAAAUUUUUCCUGAUCAACGUGUUUAUGAUCCUCCUGAGGAGAUUUUUGGAUUACGAUGAGGAAUUUGGAGUGCUCUAUUCUGCUGCUGGAAGUUGAACCUGCUUGAAUCCGACCAAGUUGUCCUCAGUUGUGCAUAUUGGAGUCGAACCUACUCCUAAUCCAUUACAUUAUGCGAACAAGAAGAAUCUUUGCUCCUCGAAUGAAUGAGUGGAUCCAGGUGUUGCCUUUACAAUAUUUUCGCCUGUGUAUUUAUUUAGGCAACAUCGUGAAUUGCCAACUUCUUUCUGCUACAGUAUAGAGGGGCGACCCAAAUCGAGACGAUACUAAAAUAGCAGUAGCUGAUUUCAAAUGGUUCCAUUUGCUGUGAAAAAUGUUUGGCGUGUGAUUAUGUUUCCUCCUUGUAAUCCUGUGUUCACCAAUACUCAAAAGGCAAAGCCCAAACAUUGAAUAAAGAAGAAAGAAAGCAUCCUUUCCUUUGCCAAAA